Haliotis rubra (blacklip abalone) is the source of this 2429-nucleotide messenger RNA. Its product is annotated as protein GDAP2 homolog. NCBI's taxonomy places the organism in Eukaryota, Metazoa, Mollusca, Gastropoda, Lepetellida, Haliotidae. The record is from RefSeq and is a predicted model, not a curated record.
AUGCAAAAAAUUAUUCUGUGGAAUGGAGAUUUGACGAGACUGAAUGUUCAUGCUAUUGUCAACACAACAAAUGAACACCUCAACGAUAGAAAUAAUGAAAGUGAUGGAAUAUUAAAGGCCGGGCCUGAACUGUAUAAAGAAAUAUCCAAUAAUAUAAGAGUUUGCAAGACAGGCGAGGCAAAGAUUACAAAAGGCCACAACCUUCCUGCACGUUAUAUCAUCCAUACAGUCGGCCCCCGGUUUAACAUCAAGUACGUGACGGCGGCUGAGAGCGCCCUGUACAAUAGCUACAGGAACACAUUACAAUUGUGCAGGGAAUACAACGUACACUCCAUAGGUCUCUGUUGUAUUCACACCAGCAGGAGGGGUUACCCAUCUGAGAGUGGUGCACACAUUGGAAUCAGGACGACCAGACGCUUCCUGGAGAAGUAUGGUGACGAUCUAGACACAGUUGUGUUUGUGUGUUCAGAGGAGAACGUGGAUGUGUACAAGGGAUUAUUGCCCUUGUAUUUCCCUCGCAAUAUCCGAGAAGAGAAGUACGCUGAAGAACUGCUGCCUCGGGACAUAGGGAAUGAAAAUGGUGAACCUGUUAUCAAAGACAGACAGAUUCGCAUUUUGGACAAACCUGCAUUUGCAGCUCUCAAGGCAGAAGGAAGAGAAGACUUUGAAGAGACCAUUGACCUAAAUCGGGCAUUUGAGCAAUCAACAGCACUCGAUGUGGGUCAUCAUCCCUUUUCUCAAAUGGAAGAAAACCCUGAUAAAGUGAAGAAAACAAGUCUCUAUGGGAAGGGUAGUGACGAACAGAGGAAAAUAGAGAUGAAAAGGAGAUAUGACAGGUUCUUGAAGCGCUCCAAGACCGACGAUCUAACCGACAUAGCAGCCCUGAGAUGUUUGUAUCGGUCAGGAGUGGACCGUGUUGGCCGACCCGUGGUUGUGUUUGUUGGCAAGAACUUCCCUGCCAACAAUGUGGAUCCAGAGAGGGCCCUGCUCUACAUGGUGCGAGUGAUGGACCCUGUAGUGGAGAAGGACUAUGUGGUGGUGUACUUCCACACGCAGACAGACAGCAGCAACCACCCGGCUAUGAACUACCUCAAGUUUGCUUAUAGUUUAUUAGAUCGCAGAUAUAAGAAGAACCUAAAAGCCUUCUAUGUGAUACACCCCACCUGGUGGUCUAAGCUCGCAACAUGGUUUUUCACCACUUUUACGGCAUCAGACAUCAAGCCAAAGGUGCAUAACCUGCGUGGUGUCCAGUAUCUGUACACCAAGAUGAACCCUGACCAACUGGAUGUACCACCGUUUGUCAUGGACUAUGAUAUUCAGAUUAACGGUGUUCGCUACAGUGUUCCACCCGAGGACAGUCCAGAAGGACUUUGAUGAGAAGAUGUCCGUAGAGUCCCAGCAUCUCAAACUUUCUUCCAGUAAAUUGUUCAUUGAGCUAAACAUACAUGGAUGCAGAUGAAACUGAGAUUACUCACACACCAUCUUUUUAACUUCCACUUCAGUUUGACAAUACUGACUUUUGUUUCCGAUAGAUGAGAGUAUGGUAAUAUUUAUUUGUGUGAUAUUUUUGUAAUCAGUCCAUGAUAUAUUUGAUUUGCAAGCAGUGAAUGUUGGGCAAGUUUGAUCAACCCACUUCCAAUCAAUGAGAACAGUGAUCUCUGAUAAUGGAAAGACUUAUCUCUGUCAAUGAGAACAGUGAUCUUUUCUAAUGCAAACAAUGAGAACAGUGAUCUCUUAUAAUGGAAACACUUUUCUCUGUCAAUGAGAACAGUGAUCUCUGAUAAUGGAAACACUUAUCUCUGUCAAGGAGAACACUGAUCUGUCAAUACUUUGUUUAAUGAUGUUUCUGUUAAUUAGAAAAAUAUGAUAAAAUGAAAUGUGAAAGUCAAUGUGAUAGUUUCAUGCCACAUUUUGGAGGUAUCACCACUUUUUAGACAGUUUUCCAAUGUGUGGUAUAACUGGUACGUUCUAGUAUCACAAUAUCGUCAUUCCUCCAGCACUUCAAGAAACCCAAGGAUCAAGCCCUUGAAUUCAGCUUUUGUAAAUUGGGGUUUGUAUCACAGGCAAUAGCUUUAAGGUUUUGUUAGGUUUGUUAAGAUAUCUUACAUUUAAUUAGAAAAGUACGAUAAAAUGAAAUAUGAAUGUCACUGUCAUAGUUUCAUGCCACAUUGUGUAGGUAUCACAGCCACUUUGUGGACAGAUUUCUGGUAAAUUCCAAUACAGGGUACAACUGUGAAGGUUUAAUAUCACAAUAUCAUUGUUCCUUCAAAAAUUCAAGAAAACUUGGGAUCAAGCAGUUGAAUUGGAUCACAGGCAAUAUCUUUAUAGUUCACUGUUGAAAGGUGUUCUCUUUGUGUGUCUCAAUUUCAAUGCUAGUCAUAAGUCAGAAGCAGUGUUUUUGCUGAGACAUUUUAUUCACAGAUUAAUUA